Messenger RNA from Diversispora eburnea, 210 nucleotides. The record is from the annotation of a GenBank genome assembly. NCBI's taxonomy places the organism in Eukaryota, Fungi, Glomeromycota, Glomeromycetes, Diversisporales, Diversisporaceae.
AUGCACAUAGUUAUGAAGUUCCAAUUGUUUAAAGUUACAGUGUCAGCAGUAAAAGAGUUAUCUUCUUCAAUAACAUUUUUAUUAAUAAUUGAAAAUCUUUUAAUUCCAUUAGGUUUUUUCUGGUGGUUUGUGGUGGAUGAUUAUGUAAACCUCUACAUAUUAUCAAAAUGCAAGGGCAUUGUUUUAAAUCAUAUUGAGUUAAAAGAGUGA